AUGUCGUGGAGUGUAGGAUUAGGUGGCAGGAUGACAGCUGCCAAACUCCUCCUUCCUUUCCUCUUUCUGCACUCAUUUUGUGAAGGAUCCAAUCAGCCACCGCGUUUUCUGAACUACUUCUUCUCGACCUACCUUCUCAUCUAUGAGGACACGCCUAUUGGUUCGUCUGUGGCCCAGCUUAAGGCGACUGAUCCGGAGGGGGAGCCCCUCAUGUACGGGGUUUCAGGAGAAGAAGCCAUGAGGUAUUUUUCCGUGAACAGGGAGACCGGUGUGGUCUGGCUUCGACAGCAGCUCGACCGUGAGGCCAAGUCAGAGAUGCAGGUGGAGUUUUACGUGAGUGACAUUCAAGAGGUGGUCAAAGACACAGUAAACAUCCAGAUCGGAGACGUCAACGAUAAUGCGCCAAACUUCCACGGGCAGCCUUACACUGUUCAAAUCCUAGAGGACACACCUGUGGGCAGAUCCAUAUUCAUGGUGAAUGCCACAGAUCCAGACCAGGGCACCGGUGGAAGCAUUCUCUUCUCUUUCCAACCCCCAUCUCCCUUCUUCUCCAUUGAUGGAGCUCGAGGUACCGUCACUGUGGUCAGACCUCUGGACUAUGAGACCACCUCGGCGUACCAGCUCACUGUCAAUGCUACGGAUCAAGACAAAGUGAGACCCCUGUCACGGCUUGCCAACUUGGCUAUCACUAUCACUGAUAUCCAAGACAUGGAUCCCAUCUUCACCAAUCUGCCCUACAGCACCAACAUAGAAGAGGAUGUUCCCAUGGGAUAUGAGGUGCGGAAGAUAACAGCCAUUGACCAGGAUCUGGGCCGACCAAGAGGAAUCGGCUACACCAUCAUCUCAGGAAACACCAACAGCGUUUUCGCCCUCGACUACAUAAGUGGGUCGCUGACAGUGAACGGCCAGCUGGACAGAGAAAACCCACUCUACUCAUCAGGAUUCACUCUCACUGUCAAGGCCACAGAGUUGAAUGACGACCGCAGUCCAUCAAAGGCGACGGUGAUGACCACCUUCACCAUCCUGUUAAUCGACAAGAAUGACAAUGCCCCAAAGUUCAACAGCUCAGAGUACCGGGUCCACAUAACCGAAUUAGCCCAGGUGGGCUUUGCCCUGCCGCUCUUCAUCCAGGCAGAAGACAAGGACGAGGGGGUGAACAGCAUGUUCCAGGUGUUCCUGACUGGAAACAAUUCAGAGUACUUCACCAUCUCCCCCACCGCGGUACAAGGGCGUGCCGACAUCCGGAUGAGGGUUGCCAUGCCUCUCGACUACGAAAGAAUUCGCAGCUACAGCUUUUCACUUUAUGCCAAUGAGUCCAUGUCUGACCAUGUGGGAUUCGCACGCGUCUUUAUCGAACUAAUCAAUGAGAAUGAUAACCGGCCCAUCUUCAGCAGACCAGUCUACAACAUCAGCCUUCCUGAAAACACUCCUCCCGGUACAUCAUUGCUGCGUAUCCGGGCUACAGAUGGAGAUGCAGGCACUUUUGGGACUGUGCGUUACUAUUUCAGUGACGAACCUGACCAGUUUUCGUUGGACGAUGAAACAGGCUGGGUCAUUCUGCAGGCCAGCCUUGACUAUGAGUUAAUGCGCCGUUUCACGCUGACGGUGCUGGCCAGGGACGGCGGGGGAGAGGAGACGACCGGACGGAUCCGAGUCAAUGUGCUGGACGUCAACGACAAUCCGCCGCUCUUUCAGAAGGAGGCGUACGUGGGCUCGCUUAACGAGAACGAACAGACCGUCCAGUCUGUGGCACGCAUUCGGGCUACAGACGAGGACUCUCCACCCAACAACUUCUUGACGUACACCAUCACUUCAGCUUCAGCCUUUCAAGAUUACUUCAGCAUCAUCAUGGUGGAAGGCUAUGCAGUGAUCAGUGUAACCAGGCCGCUCGACUACGAGAAGAUCCCCAGAGGGAUGAUCUAUCUGACAGUGAUGGCCAAAGACGGGGGAAACCCACCACUCAACGGCACCGUCCCUGUCACAGUGGAGGUGAUAGAUGAAAAUGACAACCCACCCGAGUUCAGCCAGCAGUCUUACAUCGUCAAAAUCCCAGAGAACAUUAUCGCCGGGGCAACGGUGGUGCUUGUGAACGCCACUGAUUUGGACGCCUCGCGGGAGUUUGGCCAGGCUUCACUCAUCUACUCCCUGGAGGGCUCGUCUCAGUUCCGUCUCAACUCACGCUCAGGUGAGAUCACCACCACCGCCUUGCUGGACCGAGAGCAGAAGUCGGAGUACAUCCUGAUAGUCAGAGCUGUUGAUGGAGGAGUUGGACCACAGCAGAAGACCGGCAUUGCUACGGUGAACAUCACCAUCCUUGACAUCAAUGACAAUGCUCCGGUGUGGCGAGAUGAGCCGUACCGUGCCAACGUGGUGGAGAUGAGUCCCAUAAACACGGAUGUUAUCUCUGUGUUGGCUGUGGACCCUGACAACGGAGAAAACGGGACGGUUACAUACAGCAUCAGUCCAGAAAACCCGUUCUACACCAUCCACAGCAGAACAGGAAAGAUCCGCACCAGCGGCGUCACUCUUGACAGGGAGAGCUCAAAGUCCUCCGACGCAGCACUUAUGAGAACCAUCAUCAUCUCAGCUGUUGACCGUGGCUCCCCUCCGCUGCACGCCUCUGCCAGCACCACAGUGCUCGUCAACCUGCUGGAUCUCAACGACAACGACCCGACCUUCCUCAACCUGCCCUUUGUUGCUGAAGUACCAGAAGGGCUGCCUGUCGGGGCCUCGUUUUUUAGGGUCCAGGUGGAGGACCCAGAUGAGGAUAAGAACGGUCUGAUUACCUUGGCGUUACAGAUGGGAAUGCCCCGCCUGGACUUCUACCUCAACACAUCCACCGGAGUUCUCACCUCCACAGCCGUCCUGGACCGCGAGGAGAUCGGACAGUACCAUUUGAGGAUUGUUGCGUACGACGCUGGGAGGUUCCCACGGACCUCGACUUCAACCCUCACCGUCACAGUUCUGGAUGUAAAUGAUGAGACGCCCACCUUCAACCCGCGCAUGUACAAUAUUUCGCUGAAGGAGAGCGUCCCCAGAGAUCACACUGUAGCACGCCUCAGCUGCUCUGACAAUGAUGCCGGUCUCAAUGCCGAACUUAGCUACUUCAUCACAGAUGGCAACCAGGAUGGUAAAUUCAGCGUGGGCUUCAGAGAUGGAGUUGUGAGGACAGUGGUUGGCCUCGACAGAGAGAACCAGGCUGCAUACAGGCUCAUCGUAGAAGCUAUAGACAACGGUCCAGCAGGCAGCCGAAGGACGGGCACCGCCACGGUAUUUAUUGAGGUGCAAGAUGUUAAUGACAACAGGCCAAUCUUCCUGCAAAACAGCUAUGAGACGAGCAUUCUGGAAAGCGUGCCCCGAGGAACGAGCAUCCUUCAGGUGCAGGCAACGGAUGCAGAUCAGGGGGAGAAUGGCAGAGUUUUGUACAGGAUUCCUACUGGGAACAGCAACAACCUGUUCAACAUUGACAGACGGACUGGGCUGGUUACGAGAGGCCUCAGGCCUCUGGACAGAGAAACCAGCAGCUCCCACGUGUUGGAGGUGGAGGCCUACAACAGUGACGAGGGCAGCAUGAGGAGCUCCGUGAGGGUGAUCGUAUAUGUUGACGACGCCAAUGAUGAAGUGCCAGUUUUUACCCAGCAGCAGUACAACCGCCUGGGCUUGAGGGAGACGGCCGGCAUCGGCACCUCAGUGAUCGUGGUGCGAGCCACGGACCCAGACACCGGUGACGGUGGAGCCGUCGCCUAUGCCCUCGUAUCCGGCUCAGACCGCAAGUUUGAGGUGGAUGUGAGCACAGGUCUGGUGACCACCGUGGACUACUUGGACUACGAGACCAAGACCACGUACCUCAUGAACGUGUCGGCCACCGACCAGGCUCCACCGUUCCACCAAAGCUUCUGCACCGUCUACGUCACGCUGCUCAACGAGCUGGACGAGGCCGUAGCCUUCUUCUCCGCCGGCUACGAGGCUUCGCUCCGGGAGAAUAUCGCCACGGGGACGGAGGUGGUCCAGGUCCAGGCCCAGUCUGCCGACAACCUGAACCAGCUGACCUACCGGUUUGACCCCGACACGUCUCCCGCGGCCCUGGCCCUCUUCAAGAUAGACAGCGUCACGGGCCGGAUCACGGUGACGGGCCUGCUGGACAGGGAGAAGGGGGACUUGUACAGCCUGACCGUCGUAGCUGAUGAUGGGGGACCGAAAAAAGACUCCACCGUGAAGGUGUCCAUCACCAUUGUGGAUGAAAAUGACAACAGUCCGGAGUUUGACAUUACCUCCGAUACUUCUGUCAGCAUCCCAGAAAACACACCCAUGGGGAAAAAAGUGGCGGUUGUGCUGGGAAAAGACAGAGACGCUGGAUUAAACGGACUGGUCAAUUUCACUCUGGUGGCAGGAAACAUGGAGGAUGUGUUCAAGAUCAAGACGGUGAACAACAGCUACGGGGAGGUUUAUGUCAACGCUCCUCUGGACAGAGAGUCAGUAGAUCGCUACCUACUAAAGGUGCGUGCCGCUGAUAAUGGCUCACCUCCCAGACACACAGACCUCUCGCUCACUAUCAACAUCCUGGACGUCAACGAUAAUACGCCUGUUAUUGAUAGCCAGAGGGGAUACAACGUCAGCGUUAGCGAGAACGUGGGCGGAGGUACGUCGGUCCUGCGUGUGAUGGCUACUGACCGAGACAUCGGUCCCAACGCCAUGUUGUUUUACUACAUCACCGCCGGAAACGAGGACCUGACCUUUCGCAUGGACCGAAUGACGGGCGAGAUGGUGACCCGCCCAGCUCCCCCGGACCGGGAGCGGCAGCAAGAGUAUCGACUCACGGUGACAGUGGAGGACGACGGCACGCCGCCACUCUCGACCUCGACCACCAUCCAUGUUCGCAUCGUGGACGAGAACGAUAACGCUCCGGAGUUCCCUGAGGAGGAGUACGUCACGGUGCUGAGCGAGGGACCAGAGACGGUGGGAGCCACCAUCGCUACGGUAACUGCCAUCGACCCGGACGAGGGUCUAAACGGCACGCUGAGAUACGCCAUUGCUCAGGGCAACGUAAUCCAGACCUUCAACAUCGACAGCUUCACCGGGAGAAUCAUCGCCGUAAAGGAGUUGGACUACGAGAUCAGCAGUGGUCAUUAUGCACUGGUUGUCACGGCUACUGACCAGUGUCCAAAGCCUGCUCUGCGCUUGACAUCAAGCACAACAGUGCUGGUGAACGUCUUAGACGUGAACGACGUCACGCCAACCUUCCCCAGAGCCUACGAGGGCCCGUAUGACGUAGCAGAGGGCCAGCCGGGGCCCCGGGUCUGGACCCUCAGGGCCAGCGAUGAAGACUCUGGGCUCAAUGGAAAAGUGGAGUACAGCAUCACUGGAGGAGAUUACCAGAAUGAAUUCAUGAUCUCUCCUGUGGAGGGAGAGCUCCGGGUGAGGAAAGAUGUGGAGCUGGACAGAGAGACAACAGCCUUCUACAACAUCACGGUUACAGCUCGAGACCUGGGAACUCCAUCUCUCAACAGUUCGGUGGUGGUGGGUGUCCACGUCCUGGACAUCAACGAUAACGACCCGGUCCUCCUGAACCUUCCCCACAACACGAGUGUGAGCGAGGGCGCUUCCAUACACACCUCCGUGGCGAGAAUCCAUGCACGGGACGCAGACAACGAGCGCAACGCGCUGCUCACUUAUAACAUAACGGCUGGAAACCUGGGAGGAGCCUUCUACAUCAACGACACGACAGGUGUGGUGAAGGUGAACAGACCCCUGGACAGAGAGCGAGUGGCGGAGUACACACUCACCAUCACCGUCAAGGACAACCCCGAGAACCCGCGCAUCGCCCGCAGGGACUCAGACUUCUUGGUCAUCACCAUCCUGGAUGAGAACGACAACAGACCCAUCUUCACCCAGACCAGCUACAGAGCAGAAAUCACAGAGAACUCUGCAGCAGGCAGCACCAUAACUGUUUUAAAUGGGCCCAUUCUGGCUGAGGACAAAGAUAUCGGACCUAAUUCUGUGGUGAAGUACCGCCUGCUGGGAGCGAGGGUGGACCUCUUUACUGUUGAUGCUCAUACUGGUGUCAUAUCUGUGCGUCAGGGAGCUAGAUUGGACCGCGAAGCAUUUCAGGAGCCUCGGGUGGAGCUGAUUCUGGUCGGGGUGGACGUAGGAGGCUUAAACAACAGUGUCCCCCUCACAGUUACGGUCCUGGACCAGAAUGACAACCCGCCUGUCUUCAGUCCCUCCAGUUUCAGUGUCCGACUCCCCGAGAGCAGCCCCACCGGCGUGGUGGUGACUCAGCUCUCCGCCACCGACGCCGACUCUGGCUCCAACGGCUGGCUAAUGUACCGGCUAGAAAGCGGAGCCCAGGACCGAUUUGUGGUCGACCCGCUUUCUGGCGCCGUCCUGGUGGGCAACACCACACUCGACAGGGAAGAGCGCGGGUCCUACCGCCUCGUUGUCAUGGCAACAGACCGUGGCACGCCGCCUCUGUCGGGCACGGCCGCCCUGACCGUCAUCCUGGAUGACGUCAAUGACUCCCGGCCGCGCUUUCUAGAGCCUUUGACCAUGAUCAACGUGAACGAGUCCACCCCACCUGGUGUGGUGGUCGCCACUCUGACCGCCGAGGACCCCGACCUGCAUCCCAGGCUGGAGUAUUACAUCAUUUCAGUGGAGGCAAAGGAUGAUGGGAACAACCCCGUGGACGGCCUGCAGGAGUCCUUCGGCAUUGAUUUACACACAGGUGCAGUAUUUGUGCGCAAUCCACUCAACAGAGAGUUGGUGGCAACAUUUGAGAUCAUCGUGUCCGUCCAUGACAACGCCAGCGAGGUCAUUGACAAGUCAGGCAGCGUUCCCAAUGCGAGACUAACCAUCAAUGUCUUGGACGUGAAUGACAACGCACCUCGUUUUCGACCCUUCGGAGUGACAAAUUUCACAGAGAAGAUUCUGGAAGGAGCCCAGCCAGGAACAACGCUGCUCUCGGUGUCAGCUGUAGACCCGGAUAAAGGUCCCAAUGGCCAGGUCAUCUACCAGCUGCUCCACCUGCCCCGGGGGGGCUACGUCAGGCUGGAGGACCCCUCAACUGGAAAAAUCGUGGCCAACCAGACGGUGGAUUUUGAGCAAAUACAGUGGCUGAAUUUCACCAUACGGGCUCAGGACCACGGUUCCCCUCCCAGGAGUGCUGAGCUGCCGGUUUAUCUGCGCAUAGUGGAUGUCAAUGACAACAACCCAGUAUUUCUCCAGCCCUCCUACCAGGAGCCGGUAUUUGAGAACACAGAUCUGGGCACCACCGUGGCUCGCGUCAAAGCUACAGAUGCCGACUCCGGCCUCUUCGCCGUCAUUGAGUACAGCCUAGUAGACGGCGAGGGCAAGUUCGGCAUCAAACCAUCUACUGGAGAGAUCUACAUCCUUUCCCCUCUGGACAGGGAGACAAAGGACCACUACACUCUGACCGCGGUGGCUCGAGACAACCCUGGUGGAAGCCCCAACAACAGAAGAGAGAACUCUGUCCAGGUCCUGGUGACGGUUCUGGAUGUCAACGACUAUCGGCCACGCUUCUCGAGGCGAGUGUACAACACCAGUGUGUUUGAGAACGAGCCCAGCGGUACGUCUGUGAUAACGGUCACGGCUGUCGACCUGGAUGAGGGAGAGAACGCUGCCAUCCUCUAUAGCAUGCUGGGACCACAUCUAGAUGCGUUCUACAUGGAUCCGAACACCGGACUGGUCCGUUCUCGCCGUCUGCUUCAGUCUUCUGAGCAUUUCAACUUCACGGUGGUGGCUACAGACCAGGGACGUCCCCCCCUGUGGGGAACCGCAGACCUGGUCAUCACAGUCAUAGACGUGAACGACAACAGGCCUGUGUUCGUCAGGCCGGCUAACGGGACCAUCAUCCACAUCUCCGAGGAGAAAGCUCCGGGCCUGGUGGUUUACGAGGUGCAUGCAACAGACUCGGACGAGGGAGUGAACGGAGAGGUGCGCUACGCCUUCCUGCAGACGGGAGCAGGGAACAGAGACUGGGAGAACUUCCACAUCGACGCCAUGACCGGCGUCAUCACCACCACUGUGAAACUGGACAGGGAGAAACAGGCCCUCCACAGCCUUAUCAUUGUGGCCCGGGACAUGGGCCAGCCAGUGCCUUACGAGACCACGCAGCCGCUGCUGGUGGCGCUGCUGGACAUCGAUGAUAAUGAACCCGUCUUCCUCAAACCACCACGCGGCAGCCUGCCCUACCAGAAGCUCAGAGUGCCUGAACACUCCCCUCCAAACACGGUGGUGGGGAACAUAACCAGAGCCGUAGAUGCCGACGAGGGAUCCAACGCCAUCGUCUACUAUUUCAUUGCAGGAGGAAACAGCGAUGGAAACUUUGGCCUGAGUCUGGACGGAGAGCUGAAAGUGCUCAAGGACCUGGACAGGGAGGAGACUCCCGUCUACUUCAUCAUCAUCAAGGCUUCCAGCAACAAAAGCUGGACCUCUCCCAGGGGUCAGCGGGCCUUACGGGCCAAAGCCAUGGACCCCGCUCACAACCCAAGCCUGCUGGAAGUCCGAGUUGAACUGGAGGACAUCAAUGACCAGACGCCGCGCUUCACAAAAGCAGAAUACACUGCAGGAGUGGCAGCGAAUGCCAAAGUGGGUUCAGAGCUGAUCAAGGUGGUGGCCACAGACACCGACAUCGGCAACAACAGCAUCGUGCUGUACCACAUCGUUACCAUCCGCUACUUCCAGUCCCAGAGCAACGGCAGUGAGGACGUCGGCAGUGUCUUCACCAUCGGUCUGACCGACGGCAUGAUCCGCACCUACGACCUCUUCACGGCCUACAGUCCCGGAUAUUUUCAGCUGGAGAUUUUGGCUCGCGACUACGCCGGACACAGCACGACCACCAACGUCAACAUCUACAUCCUGCGGGACGACCAGCGGGUCAAGAUAGUCUUUAACGAGAUCCCCGACGUGAUCCGUGACAACCAGGAGGAUUUCCUCAACCUGCUGUCCAACAUCACCGGUGCCAUCGUAAACCUGGACGACAUACAGUUCCACGUGGACAAGAAGGGAAGGGUGAAUUACGGUCAGACCGACAUGCUCAUCCACGUCGUCAACAAUCAGACCAACACCAUCCUCGACGUUGAAAGAGUAAUCCAGAUGAUCGAUGAGAACAAGGAGCAGCUGAGGAGCCUGUUCAGGACACACAACGUGGUGGACGUUCAGCCGGCUGUUGGAGACCAACUUCCCGACGACAUCUCCACGCUGCAGCUGGUCAUCAUUAUCCUGGCGGUGCUGCUGUGCCUGGCAGGAGUUUUGUUUGUAACAAUGAACUGGCAUUAUCGCAGAGUACACCAGAGGAAGCUGAAAGCGAUCGUUGCAGGAUCGACAGGAAACCAGGGUCUAAUGGACAUCCUGGACAUGCCCAACACUAACAAGUACUCCUUUGAGGGGGCUAACCCGGUGUGGCUGGACCCGUUCUGCCGUAACCUGGAGCUGGCCGCUCAGGCCGACCACGAGGACGACCUGCCCGAGAACCUGAGUGAGAUCACGGACCUCUGGAACAGCCCGGCGCGCACUCAUGGCACCUUCGGGCGAGAGCCUCAGGCGAGGCCCGAGGACGACCGCUACUUGAGAGCAGCCAUUCAGGAGUACGACAACAUCGCCAAACUGGGCCAGAUCAUGAGGGAGGGGCCUAUCAAGGGUUCGCUGCUCAAAGUGGUCCUGGACGACUACCUGAGGCUGAAAAAGCUCUUUGCAGCGCGACUUGUCACCGUAUCCACCAGCCAGGGAGAUCAGUCAUCGGUCACUGAGCUCAUCCAGAGCGACCUGGACGAAGACGAGGAUGAGCAUCUGGGCAUGGGUGGAGGUCGCGGUACGAUGCGCUUCAAGCACAAGCUUCCCGUGGAACUGAAGGGGCCCGAAGGCGUGCACGUGGUCCACGGCAGCACGGGCACGCUCCUGACCUCUGACCUCAACAGCCUGCCGGAGGACGACCAGCGGGCGCUGGCGCGCUCUCUGGAGGCGCUGAACGCCGACGGGGGGCUGUACUCAGAACGCAACGCCCGCACAGAGUCGGCCAAGUCCACGCCGCUGCACCGCCACAAGGACGGGGACGCGCUGUCGGAGAGUCCGCUGGAGAUCACGGAGUUAUGACUAGCCGAGGCCUCGCUGGUCUGAGAGCAACCACGACUCGUGUCCUCGUUGCUCCAAACCCAGACCCUGAUGUGGUUGGGAAGGACGGGGGAGUGUGUGUAGUCUAGUCUAAUCCUCAUCAGCACAUCCGUCAAACACCUUGGAUACGGCACUGAAGACGGUCACGUUGCACACUCAAGUGCUCGGUGAUGUUUAGGGCAUCGUAAGCUCCCUGGACGACCCUCGUCUUCAGCCAGAAAAACAAAUCAGCCGGUGUCAUCAGAGGGGCAUUGGGAAGAAAUGACUGAGCCUCGGAAAACCCGGACCGUAAAACCGUCAACAGGUGCCUCAGUAACGAAACCUUCAGUCAUCCUGGACUGCAGACACUCACAGAAACUACAUUACACACACUGGAAGAAAAAAAAGAAAGAAACUACGCGCUCAGACCAGCAGACGGCCGACAAUGGGACUGAAAAAAUAAUGCAGUCACGCUGCAACUUUCAAAAUGAUGCAGUGUUGAGGGGCUGUAGAAGUGAGGACUUUCUCACAGACGCAUCUUGUUCAGAAAUGAUCUAUGAACACUUCCUUCUAACAUAGGGACUUCUGCUAAUCCCCCAGUGACAAUUAAGAGGACAGUUUUUAUUUGUCGCAGAGGAAGAGUGGCCUUGCCAUCAUAGUAGUUUAAAAUCAACUAUUUUUGAUGAAAGGAAAAAGAUGAAACCUCUGGAAGCGCAGCAGGAGCCUGCUCCACCUCUCCAUCCUCAGUCACUAACACUCGUACACCAGGGGUCCUCAACUCCAGCUCCACAAAGGAUGGAAGCGGUCAGAGGAGAAAAUACAAAUAAGAUUCAAAGGACAAUUCAAAAAGAGAAAAAAAAAAGUUAUAAAUGGAGGAUUUUAUAGAAAUAAAGAUGGCUUUGUGCCCAGAGACUUUACACUGCCACGUGAGGGAGUAAAAGUCAUGCUCAGAAUAAACAGUUUUGCUUUAUUUUUUCCAUUUUAUACUAAAAGUAUGAAAUUUAAAAAAAAAUAUUUUUUUGAAGAAAAAUGCUGGCUUACCAAAACAGGUAAACGAUGUUGGAUGUUUGGAGUAUGAGUAUUGUGAUAUGGUGACACGUCUGUUUGUUUCCCUUUAUAUGACAACUGAUGCUUCUGAUGAGUGGUGUAUUUUGAGAGUUUUAUUUUUUUUAUAUUCCCAUUUUGUAAACUUUAAUUUGUCAUUGUCACCAGCCUGGCCUGAGAUCUAUGUUGGAAAAUGUUGUGGGAUGAUCUGUGAUAAUAAAAGAAAUAUGCAAUGGCCUCUGUUCUCAGUCGAUGGAAUCAGAUGUUUAGUGGAUCAGAGUGAAGGAAGGAGAAGAGAGACAACUGGAGAUAUUUAAUUCUGAUGUGUUGCUGCAAAAACACCAUCCUUUUUUUUCCAUCCAAGCACAUUAAUGUGACAGCUGGUACAUACUGCCAUCUAGUGUUUGAUAACUGUAAACAUGUUCCAGUGAGAAAUAAAUACAA
This is a messenger RNA of Cololabis saira (Pacific saury), 11592 nucleotides long. It is a transcript of the gene cdh23, whose product is annotated as cadherin-related 23. Bases 1 to 10107 code for a protein of 3368 amino acids. Gene Ontology annotation, cellular component: plasma membrane; cell-cell junction. The record is from RefSeq and is a predicted model, not a curated record. Gene Ontology annotation, biological process: homophilic cell-cell adhesion. NCBI's taxonomy places the organism in Eukaryota, Metazoa, Chordata, Actinopteri, Beloniformes, Belonidae. Gene Ontology annotation, molecular function: calcium ion binding. The transcript is spliced from 68 exons.